CGCGUAGUUGGUUUCGUUACCACGAAUCUGCUCUUAAAAGGGAAGAAGACUGUUAUUAUGUCGAAUGCAAAUAAAAAGAUAUCAAACAAAAUGAGGUUACAAGGAUCUUUCAGUAAAAAUGGAACAGGACGUGUUGAAGUGUACUUCAGUGGACAAUGGGGAACAAUCUGUGAUGAUGGAUGGGAUUUCAAAGAUGCUAGAGUUGUUUGUCGUCAACUUGGUUAUAACGAUGCUGUUAGAGAUCUUCACGGAGGUCAGGUUCCUGAUGGUUCUGGACGGAUAUGGUUAGACGAGGUUGAAUGCAAAGGAAUGGAGCAAAGUUUGAUAAGUUGUUCUCAUAGAGGAUGGGGAGAACAUGAUUGCAGUCAUUCCGAAGACGCUGGAGUAGAAUGUCUUUCAAAAGCCUAUAAAACGCUGAGGUUACAAGGAUCUUUCAGUAAAAAUGGGACAGGACGUGUUGAAGUGUUUUUCAAUGGACAAUGGGGAACAAUCUGUGAUGAUGGAUGGGAUUUCAAAGAUGCUAGAGUUAUUUGUCGUCAACUUGGUUAUCAAGAUGCUGUUAGAGCUCUUUACGGAGGUCAGGUUCCUCAUGGUUCUGGACAGAUAUGGUUAGACGAGGUUAAAUGCACAGGAAUGGAACAAAAUUUGACAAGUUGUUCUCAUAGGGAAUUGGGAGAACAUGAUUGCAGUCAUUAUGAAGACGCUGGAGUAGAAUGUUUUCCAGCAGCUGAUGUAACGCUGAGGUUACAAGGAUCUUUAAGUAAAAAUGGAACAGGACGUGUUGAAGUGUUUGUCAAUGGACAAUUGGGAACAAUCUGUGAUUAUGGAUGGGAUUUCAAAGAUGCUAGAGUUGUUUGUCGUCAACUCGGUUAUCAAGAUGCUGUUAGAGCUCUUCAGGGAGAUCAGGUUCCUCAUGGUUCUGGACGGAUAUGGUUAGACGAGGUUGAAUGUACAGGAAUGGAGCAAAAUUUGAAAAGUUGUUCUCAUAGAGGAUGGGGGGAACAUGAUUGCAGUCAUGGCCAAGACGCUGGAGUAGAAUGUGUUUCAACAGCCGAUAUAACGCUACGGUUACAAGGAUCUUUAAGUCAAUAUGGAACAGGACGUGUUGAAGUGUUCUUCAAUGGACAAUGGGGAACAAUCUGUGAUGAUGGAUGGGAUUUCAAAGAUGCUAGAGUUGUGUGUCGUCAGCUUGGUUAUCAAUUUGCCGUUAGAGCACUUUACGGAGGUCAGGUUCCUCAUGGUUCUGGACGGAUAUGGUUAAACGAGGUUGAAUGCAAAGGAAUGGAGCAAAAUUUGUUAAGUUGUUCUCAUAGUGGAUGGGAACAAAAUUAUUGCAGUCAUGACCAAGACGCUGGAGUAGAAUGUGUUUCAACAGCUGAUAUAUUGCUGCGGUUACAAGGAUCUUUGAUUAAAAAUGGAACAGGACGUGUUGAAGUGUUCUUCAAUGGACAAUGGGGAACAAUCUGUGAUUAUGGGUGGGAUUUCAAAGAUGCUAGAGUUGUUUGUCGUCAACUUGGUUAUCUAGAUGCCGUUAGAGCUCUUCACGGAGGUGAGGUUCCUCAUGGUUCUGGACGGAUAUGGUUAGACGAGGUUGAAUGCAAAGGAAUGGAGCAAAAUUUGAUGAGUUGUUCACAUAGAGGAUGGGGAGAAAAUUAUUGCAGUCAUGACCAAGACGCUGGAGUAGAAUGUGUUUCAACAGCUUAUAAAACGCUGAGGUUACAAGGAUCUUUAAGUAAAAAUGGAACAGGACGUGUUGAAGUAUUCUUCUAUGGACAAUGGGGAACAAUCUGUGAUGAUGGAUGGGAUUUCAGAGAUGCUAGAGUUGUUUGUCGUCAACUUGGUUAUCAAGAUGCUGUUAGAGCUCUUCGCGGAGGUCAGGUUCCUGAUGGUUCUGGACGGAUAUGGUUAGACGAGGUUGGAUGCAAAGGAAUGGAGCAAAAUUUGUUAAGGUGUUCUCAUUCAGGAUGGGGAAAACAUGCUUGCAGUCAUGACGAAGACGCUGGAGUAGAAUGUUUUUCAACAGCUAAUGUAACGCUGAGGUUGCAAGGAUCUUUAAGUGAAAAUGGAAGAGGACGUGUUGAAGUGUUCUUCAAUGGACGAUGGGGAACAAUCUGUGAUGAUGGAUGGGAUUUAAAAGAUGCUGAAGUUGUUUGUCGUCAACUUGGUUAUCAAGGUGCCGUUAGAGCUCUUCGCGGCAGCGAGGUCCGGAAUGGUUCUGCACGGGUAUGGUUAAACGAGGUUGAAUGCAAAGGAAUGGAGCCAAAUUUGAUAAGUUGUUCUCAUGCGGGAUGGGGAGAACAUGAUUGCAGUCAUGACGAAAAUGCUGGAGUAGAAUGUGUUUCAACAGGUAAAGAUACCAGAAAUGAACGUGUUAAGUUGGCCCUCUGCGCAAAUUAA
Molecule: messenger RNA, 2397 nt
Organism: Dendronephthya gigantea
Lineage: Eukaryota; Metazoa; Cnidaria; Anthozoa; Malacalcyonacea; Nephtheidae
Product: deleted in malignant brain tumors 1 protein-like
Exons: 7
Coding region: 58-2397 (779 amino acids)
Cellular component (GO): membrane
Source: RefSeq, a predicted model, not a curated record